Messenger RNA from Candoia aspera, 414 nucleotides. RefSeq names its product parvalbumin like EF-hand containing (gene PVALEF). The transcript is spliced from 4 exons. Gene Ontology annotation, molecular function: calcium ion binding. Bases 10 to 414 code for a protein of 134 amino acids. The record is from RefSeq and is a predicted model, not a curated record. Lineage: Eukaryota; Metazoa; Chordata; Lepidosauria; Squamata; Candoiidae. Gene Ontology annotation, cellular component: cytoplasm.
AGUAGCAGCAUGGAGGAUGAGUUUUCUUGCCAGCUCAAAAAAAUGGCCUUGGCCAUGGGUGCAUCCCUGACGGACAAAGAUAUUGACCUGUUGCCCUCAGAAAUGAGGCAUCAUGCUUCAUUCAACUAUGCCAAGUUCUUUGAAUAUAUGCAGAAGUUUCUGACAUCAGAGGAGAGGGAGACUAACUUGCGUAAAGCCUUCAAAUUGCUUGACAAGGAUGACAGUGGUUUCAUUGAAUGGAAUGAAAUCAAGUACAUCCUAGCCACAGUUCCCAGUAACAUGCCAGUUGUCCCCUUAUCAGAUGAAGAAGCAGAAGCUGUGAUCCAGGCAGCAGACACGGAUGGCGAUGGGAGGAUCGAUUUUCAAGAGUUUUCUGAUAUGGUCACAAAGGAGAAGAUUCCAAAGAAAAAAUAG